CACAUCCCACCAAAAUGGGGAGGCUGCUCCCCCGCCACCCCUCCCUCCUCCUCGCCGCCGCCAUCGCGGCGAUCUGUAUCUCCAGCAGCAACCUCGCCGCGGUCCGGUGCGCGCCGGUGUACCGCCCCGACUACCUGGUGGACGGGAACCAGCUGGUGGACAUGCAGUACCACAUGGGCCCCGUCGUGUCCUCGUCGCCGACCAACCUCUACCUCAUCUGGUACGGGCGGUGGGAGCCCGCGGCGCAGGCCGUGCUCCGGGACUUCCUCGCCUCGCUCUCGGCCCCGGCCCCGUUCCCGGCCGUCUCCGACUGGUGGGCCCGCACGCCGCGGAUGUACGCCGACCAGACGGGCGCCAACGUGACGGGCGCGUUCACCGUCGCCGGGGAGCACUCCGACGCCGGCUACUCCCACGGCGCCUCGCUCCGGCGCAUCGACAUGCAGUCGGUGAUCCGGUCGGCCGUGUACGCGUACCCGGACCCGCUGCCGCUGGACCCCUACAGCGGCGCGUACCUGGUGCUGACGUCCCCCGACGUGCAGGUCGACGAGUUCUGCCGCGCCGUCUGCGGCUUCCACUACUUCACCUUCGCGUCCGUGGUCGGGGUCACCGUGCCGUACGCGUGGGUCGGCAACAGCGGCACGCAGUGCCCCGGCAAGUGUGCGUACCCGUUCGCCGCCGCCGAGUACGGCGCCGGCGCCGGCGCUGGGGGAGGAGGGGGAGGGCAGGCGGUGCUGCGGCCGCCGAACGGCGACGCGGGCGUGGACGGGAUGGUGAUCGUGCUGGGGCACGAGCUGGCGGAGAUGUCGACCAACCCGCUGGUGAACGCGUGGUACGCCGGGGACACGCCGACGGCGCCCACGGAGAUCGCGGACCUAUGCCUUGGCGUGUACGGCGACGGCGGCGGCGCGGGGGGGCUGGUCGGGAACGUGUCCCGCGCGCCCGACGGCAGCGCCUACAACGUGAACGGCGUGAACGGGCGGCGGUUCCUCGUGCAGUGGCUCUGGAACCCCGUCCGCGGCGCCUGCUACGGCCCCAACUCCAGCUACUGACCGGCGCCCUGCUUCCUUCCUCUUCGUUGCAAGGAAUGGUCAGCUCAGUUCUUCAAGCCAUUACGCUCAAUGGCAUUGCAGAAGAAAUCAAUGGUGGAUUCAUGAAUGGAAGGAGAAGAUAAGAGCGUUCGAUCUCCGGGGCAAGGAUUAGAUGAGCCAAGAAAUUCUGAAGCAACACUUCAUGGGAUCCUGCCUGAAUGGUUACAUGAACUGUGUGGGUUCUGAAUUUCUGAUCGAUCUGCACCUCACUAGGAAACAGUGAGAAAAUUCCAAUUUGUUCUUUCGAUUUGUUUGAAUUUUGCAGCAUAAAGUGUGAUCGAUUUGCCUUGCUUUCUAGCACUUGAA
Molecule: messenger RNA, 1394 nt
Organism: Panicum hallii
Lineage: Eukaryota; Viridiplantae; Streptophyta; Magnoliopsida; Poales; Poaceae
Product: protein EXORDIUM-like 7
Exons: 1
Coding region: 15-1049 (344 amino acids)
Source: RefSeq, a predicted model, not a curated record